This is a messenger RNA of Pocillopora meandrina, 8654 nucleotides long. NCBI's taxonomy places the organism in Eukaryota, Metazoa, Cnidaria, Anthozoa, Scleractinia, Pocilloporidae. The record is from the annotation of a GenBank genome assembly.
CUCGAAAGCACAGAGAUAAUUGAAUUUUCUUCGAUCCUUUCAGAACCAUGCAUCCUGCUAUCGCUAUUUUGCUUGUGUUUGCUGGCUGCUGCUCUAAUGUAAUUUUCCUUGAGCUGCUUGUGAGGUAGGAUAAAUAGCUAACCCAACUUCAAACACGGAAUACAAAGUAUUGCGCUUCUCAAGUAAAGUGUUAUGGAGAUCACGAAAGCAUUUCCACUCAAGCUAUAUUUAGCAUAGAAUUCACAUGCCGGGUUGUAAAUUGUUUUUCUCGAAUCGAAUCUCCCCGAAUGAUGAAUUAGUGCAAUAGAACUAUGUUUUCAAAGCAUGGGAAGCUGUCUCUCUUCCUCCGCUGGUCGAUUUAUCGAAUGGAAUAUUGAUUUAACAAUUUGGUAGCAACAAAGUUAUGAUUGGGGUUAAAGGGGCAUUCUUAUGCAAUACGAUCGAAAUAACAACUUCAUCCAAGCUUUGAUUGAUCUUCAAAUGUGAAACUGUGUAAAAGAGCUUUUUUUACUCAAGAAUCCUCGCCAGGAAUAAUAUUUUACGAGUCUAAUAACAUGGGAAAAUAAAAGUUUGAUAUUUUCUUGCGAAGUUUUAGUUAUGCCCGGAUAGCGUUACUGAUCUCGCCGGCUCCAUUGCUUGAAACCACUGGCGAUCACAACCCAUCCUAAUUCGAUGACAAGAGUUUCAUGAAAGUUUUCGAGACGGAUCCCGUCCGCACUAGUAGUUUUACACCCUGACAAUGACCAUACUUGCUAAAAAACAUGUUAGGUAAAUCGAUCUUUGUGAAGGUGUUUGUUUGUUUUACAGUCAAUUCUACCGGAACAAAGAUUAUGUUGAAUUGUCUGUAGAAACCACUGUAGUGAAAGUUGGUGGUCGUAUUUAAUUUUUUCGAACAUAUUCCCUUGUACUCGGCUGCAGGUGACAAAUUACACAAAUAUGCAAUCUUUGAAAGGAUUGAAUCAUUCUAGGAUCUGACUUAUGUGGUCAGAAGGAUGUAAACAUCAUGUGCAUGAACACAAGUUUUUUUUAACCUUUCACCUCCAAGAUUUCGCUAGUAAUUCUCCUUACUGUCUGCCAUACAAUUCUUGUAAUGUUAGUUCUGAGAAUUUGGUAUUGGAUAAACUAAUAAUUCCCUUAUUGAUAUUUUUCCUCUUCUUAUGUGCUUGAUACUUUAUUGAUACCACAAGGAAAAGUCAUGUCUUGGUCACUCAUGGAAGUUGAAGGGUUAUGGGGUGUGAGGUUGGCUUUAAAACAUGUGCAUUAUGCUAGAGGAGGGAAUUUGGUGUCUGUAGCAGGGGGGGGGGGAGGGGGGGUAUCAGAGCUCCUAUCUUGAGCUGAAGGGCUAGAAGUUAAUUGGCAUGAAUCAUGUUUGCUGAGAUGAUUAUAAGGAAACAGAAAAACUUUAUACUUAAUGCUGUCUAUUUUUUUUUUAUCUUUAUUUUUAAUUUCAGAGAGGUUCCCAGUUGUGUAAACACCAUUACUUUCUGUCAGUUUCUGUUUAUUGCGGUGGAAGGAUUCAUAUUCACUGCUCAUUUUGGCUUCAAAAAACCUGUUAUUCCCAUCAGGUAAACAAAUAAGUGUUUGUCUUCACUUAAAAAAAAAAAAAACUUUACUCAUCACUUUCAAAGCAAUGGUACAUGAAGUAAAGAUAGCUUAUGAUAUCCUCUAAAUUUUUUCUCUUUCUUUUUUUCAGCAAUUAUGUGAUGAUGGUGAUAUUUUUCUUCUCAAGCAGUGUUGUAAACAAUUACGCACUUAACUUCAACGUCCCUCUUCCUCUACAUAUGAUCUUCAGAUCAGUAAGUCUUGGAUAUUAGAUCCAUAUUCUUGUUUUGAUAUUUUGAUAUCUCUUAUAAGCUGAGUUCAUGGUGCAUGCUGUAAGGUUCUGCUUGGGUUUAAGACCCAACUGCAAAAUGCAUGGGUCAUAAUGUAAUCCAAAUGAAAAAAAAAAAACAAGGUUUGAUAACCUACAGUAUGAACAGAGAAAUGAAGUUGGUAAGAUAGUUAUUAGUUAUCUUUGGGUUGAAAAAAUGGGGGAAGAUUUUAAUUCAGACAAGUUUUUGAGUAAGUGGACCAUAUAGUAAAUUAACCAAUCAUAGUGCUGAGAGAUAUAAUAAACAUUUUUCUACUUUUUCUUUGAUACAUGAAACAUGAUAUAAUCAUUUACACAGAAAUGGUAGAGGAUAAUUUUUUAUCUCUGGUCAUUGAUGUUUCCAAUUCUGUUUUUAGCUGUUGUCUGAUAAUUAACCCUUUACCAAUUAACCCAGUUUCCAUAUUCUCUUUUCUGCUCAUUAUACAUUUCCUAAGGUGCUGACAAGGAGAAUUUGUUUACCAAUCAAAAGUUUCUUUCAUUGGUGAUCAUUUCCUUCAUUUUCACCCCUGUGAUUCAAGGGUGACAUUGACCAGGGAGAAAUUUGAUGCUAAGCACUCUUGGGGUUUAAAGAGUUAAUGUGACUUCAGAGCCUUUCAAUAUGAAAAAAAAAACCAUUUAAUUAUGUUCUUUUGAUUGUUGCUUAAAAUACUAUUAUGUAGAUUUAUACAAUUCAUCCCUUCUCUCUUGUGAACCUUUUAUUAAAAAUUUAUUUGUAAGGUUGUAUAAUCCCAGUGCUUAGAACUGGAAGUUUACUGUGUGGUGUACAGUGUUUCCAAAAAGAAAAUUUGCUAAUUAUUCAUAAUUCCUCCAUCCAUCUAAGCAGAGUAUUUGAUUAACUUGGUUUUUUAUGGUUAGUUUACCUCUUAUCUUGUAGGGGUCUUUAGUGGCUAACUUGGUCUUAGGAAUGAUAAUUCUAAAGAAAAGGUAGGCACCAUGUUUGCUGGGAUAUGCUGCACAAUGCUGCACAAUGCUGCACAAUGCUGCACAAUGCUGCACAAUGCUGCACAAUGCUGCACAAUGCUGCACAAUGCUGCACAAUGUCAUGUGUUUUAUGGCUUGUUCAAUGUGAUUGUGUAUUUUAGUGUCGUGGCUUAAUUUAUUAUAUUUUUGCCAGCUUAAGGUGAUAUCAGGAAAGUUUGACUGACAGAUUGCCAUCUGUCAGUCAGUGCACUACAAUGAAGAGGUGCACAUUUUAAUUUUAUUAAUACUUUUACAACAUCUGGAUGAAAGCAACUGAUAAAACCAGGUCCUUUACAAAAAAGUAAAGAUUUACCACCAAGCCUUUGUAGAGAAUUAUUUUGAGAAGUUAGGUCUCAUUGUUUGAAGUGUUGUAUUUACAAAUUAUUAUCAGGCUUGCAAAUUGUUAUUAUAAUUAAAACAUUUUUGUGAUAAGGAAGUGAUUAAGAUUAGCAAAUAAAUGCCAAGAAGAAUCUUUAAAAGUUAAACCACAAAAACAACAACAACAAAUAAAUUAAUUGCUCUAUUUUAAAUUCUCUUAAAUUAGGGAAAUAAGCCUUCACUUGCAUGCAGUACUAGACAAUACUACUUUCCUCGCCUCAGUAUGUUAAAACAUUUAGAAGUCAGGCUUUAGCUAGAUUUGGAUGGAAUACUGCUGUCACCUUUAUCAAUCGUUGUACACAAAAUUAGUUUUUAGAUCAUGAUGAUAAAUAACAUGCUAUCAGUUUUGUUUAAACAUGGAUAUCACUAUUGAUCAUGAAUAACAAAGGCUUCAUAAUAGCUUUGAAAGAAAAACUUCUCUCUGUGAUUUGAAGAUUGAAUAAAGCUACAUAUCAUAUGUGAAGUGCAAGCAUUUUAGAACAAUUUUCUUGCCAAUGGAUGCAAGAUUUAACAUACAUUUUUGACUUCAGGUAUAAUCUUUCAAAGUAUUUAUCUGUCCUGAUGAUCACAGUGGGGAUAUGUCUGUGUACAUUAGCCUCAGCAAACAAAUUGGUUAGUCAAAAUAUUUAGUUAUUGUUUCACCUCUACACUAAAUACUACUACAUGUUUCUUAAGUUAAUUUUUGUCCUGAUGCCUCACCUCAAUUUCACAAUUUGAGCAAAAGCAAGCAAUCUAUUUGAUUAUAAAUGAUAUGUGUAUCAUAAUGAUAUGUGUAUUACAUAAUUCUAGCAAUGAUUACCCUGUGGUAUUUCAUAGUAAUUCUUGGUCCAAACUAUCUUUAGUUGUUUUUGGUCAUAGCAGUGUGUGAUGCUGAGUUUAGAUGCUUUAAAUUUCAAUACCCAUAGGAAGCAAAAAAGCAAAAGUUUAAUUUGUUUCUUUCAGGAGUUUAAGUUUUCCUCUGGGGAUCCUUAUACAGACUACAUGUGGUGGUGUGUUGGUAAGAGCUAAAUGAUGCUACUGUUUUGGUGUAUGUUAUGAAAAGAGAAUGGCCAUAGUCUGAUCAGUUACCACUACAGUGGCCUGGGUGGCAAGAUGGCAAGAUGGCAAGAUGACUUUCGGGCAUCUUGGCUGAUUACUGGCUUACCCACUGGAUGGUUAUAAGGUCUUAUUAAACCAAACUUAUGAAAAAUCCUUUUGAAUGUUGAUUAUCAUUGUCAAAUAGAUAUAGAAGUGCAUUUCUCUUCUAAUAUUUUUUCUCAUUCUUCUUUCUAUUCUUCCCUUUUUUAGGUAUUGGCCUUCUUGUGAUUGCACUAUUUCUUUCUGCAAGAACAGGAAUCUAUCAAGUAAGAUCUUGUUUCGCAUCAUUGAGAAAAUUAUUCAAAGGUUGAAUCAUUACUCAUUACUGUGGUGAAGAAAUCACUGUCAGAGGGGGAUUUAUCUAAAGAAUCCUGCUUUUCUGUACCACAAUAAACGGUUUUAUCAAUAUGUUCAGAAAGUUUGCUGAUUGUCAACCAAUUCUGUCACCUUUUUCAAGCAUUUGAAUAAAAUUCAUGCCAAGAGAACACAGUACUUGUAGAUAUGAUUGUGCAUUCUCAACUGAUGCAAAAUGAUUUAGAAGUACAUUUCAGAAACUGUUAUUCUGAUCUCUGCCGUUAAAAAUUGUCUGUAAAUUAUUCUAACGCUGACUACGUCGUGAGAUUACAAAUAGUUUAGUCUCUCGAAAGUAACUUUCAUUUAUAAUUUGGGCUGUGAAAGCUGCCAUAUUGAAUCUUGCUUAGCAGCCUGGCCACUUGCCUUCGAGCUUCGCCCUGCAAAAUGGCGACUGCUUAAGUAAUUUUUUCAAAAGAUUUAAAGAAAAUGUCUUGAGUGAUUUGGUUAUGUUCUUUGCAAUCUCAAAACGCAGCAGAUGCUAUAUUUUUUUUAUAAAUCCUUUGUAAUGACAGAUAAAAGAAUCAUAUGAUUGUUACGAAAUUCGCUGUUCUUCUGUACGGUACAUGGAACAUCUCCCUGUUUAAGUGCCCUGUAUUUGUCACUAAAAAGACCACUGCCUUGUUGCUGAUAUCGCUGAUCAUUAUUUUUUUUUAUCUUAUUUAGGAACAGAUGUAUGCAGAACAUGGGAAACACCCCAGAGAGGCAUUGUUUUAUGCGGUAAUUAACGGUUAAUUGUACCAUGCUUAUCAAAAACCUUCACACGAUAAAUGAUUUUGAUUUCUUAAAAUUCUUCAAGCAAACUUCUUUUUAAGAUGAGAUGCUUGUGAUCCGUUCUCACAGAACCUUCUUAGAACGAAAAACUGAUCAAAUUUAAGCCUGUGGGAUUUAUGUGUCCAUUGGCCAUUCGCGAGUAUUUCAACCCAUAAGUAAGCUCAUCAUAACUCAUCCUCCUCCCCAAUUGUGAAAUUUUCUGCAAAUUAUUACUAACACUGACUGCCUAUUGAGAUUACAAAGAGUAGUUUAGUCUUUCGAAAAUAAUCUUAAUUUAUAAUUUGGGCCUUGGACACCGCCAUAUUGAAUCUUGCUUAAGCAAGUUAAACAAUCUCAUUAUCCCUGCCUCUUAUCCAUAUCGGUAUUUUACUUUUACAGUGUUAAUAUUGCCAAACGGUUUUGUCUUUUUUUCAUGGACAUGUUUUUAUUGAUUUUUUUUUUUUUACAGCAUGCUUUGCCAUUAGCCGGGUUUCUUCUUUUUUAUGAAGAUAUCCGUAGCCAUUUCUCAAUAUUUAACUCUUCUGGUAAGUAUGUGACACUUCUGAUGUUCUUGUUUUUUUGUUUCGAUGGGUAUAUUUUCAGUGAACAAUUCACGGCUCCAGGCGUCAGCGCGCGUUUAUCGGAAUACGUGGCUGAAGCGCGUGGACAGUGUGGGGAUCUUUAACUCAUUACAUUCUCACAUCAGAAUACAUAUUCUCCCUACUGUUCUCCAUACAUUUCCAAAGAGGCUGACAAGGAGAAUUUGUUUAACAAUCAAGAGCUGCUUAAGUUGGUGAUCAUCUCCUCUAUUCUCAUGACUUCAUGUUUGUUUCAGGGUGAUAUUGUAAGGAGAAAUAAGAUUCUAGUCACUCUUAGGGGCUAAAGGGAUAAAGAUGCAACAGAGUUGGUAUGGGCAUAGCCCACAGCAACUCUCGCUGCCACAACAAAGAGUUAUCCCAGACGUUACGAACUCUGUUAGCCGACUCGAAGUACUGUGCCAUGCGGGAUCAACGUGCACAAUUAUCCCGCGGGGUCAAGGCUUGUCUUCCGGGUAGCCUAUCACAAAACAGCAAUCGCUUGAUGUUACCCACACAAUUAUCCCUCGGGGUCAAGGCUUGCUUCACGGGUAACCAAUCACAAGACAGCAAUCGCUUGAUGUUAACCGCACAAUUAUCCCAUGGGGUCAAGGCUUGCUUCACGGGCAACCAAUCAGAAGAUAGCAAUCGCUUGAUGUUACCCUCUUGCGGGCAAAGAAAUUCUGUGCAUCCAAUUAUCAUGAAUAGGUCAUCCCAUAUUUAAGGCAAUUCUUACUUACUUAGUCUUUCAAAACUCAAGAUCUUUAAAGCAAUCAUUCUUUUCCGUUGCUCCAUAUUUUUCUGUCGAUUAGCUGGGAGAAUUUCUUGUUAUGUCAAGGUAAAACCCCUCCCGAUUUGUAACCUUGCACCCUUUUUCCUUAGCUGUUUGUUGGAUAAUGAACUCACACAAUGAGAAGGAGUGACAUUUUGAUCACUUCCCUCAACAAAAGCUCUGUUUCUCAUGUACUCGCGCUGAUUAAAUAUUGUUAUCAAGGGGAUCACUUUUAUUUGAAUUAAAGUACUGCAGUUUUUUUAUCCUUCUAAAGAAGUCGCAGUAGACAAUUGGUAGGCUAUGUUAUAACAAAAGAAUAUUCAUAAUAUUCUGACCGUCCUGUACAGCUCCUUUGAUUCUACUUGAUUCAAACAUACAAGUCCCGAAGCUCUGGGCCUAUCUCGCCGGAAACAUCGUCACGCAAUACAUCUGCAUCCGCAGCGUAUAUAUUCUAACGUCAGAGUGCACCUCGUUGACUGUCACCCUGGUUGUUACGCUGCGAAAGUUCACGAGUUUGAUGUUUUCAAUCUUUUACUUCCAAAAUCCCUUCACACUGUAUCAUUGGUGCGGAACGGUGCUGGUAUUUGGUGGCACUUUGAUCUUCGUUGAACUGGCUAAGAAGAUUCGGGAAGCUUUGAUGCCACAGAAGGAGACAAAAGUCGACUGAUUCUCUUUGUGAUGAUACAGAAAGAGGCUUUGUUAUAUUCUGGAAUCAUGUAAAUGUGACAAUGAUUUGCGCUGUAGUGUAGUGAGGUCCGGCGGAGAUCCAUAGUGGACACCCUAUGUUCUCCAGUAGGGGCAAAGAUGGCCUAAUCUAAGCGACUGGUCAUUAUUUGUUGCUGGGGAGAGGGGAUCUGUCGUCGCCAACGGGCCGGUAUAAGACCAAGAAAUUAUUUUCCUCCACUGUUUUAUCGGACUCAAAAUUACUUUCAUCUUUUUUUAUUCUUUAUAAUUUUAUCUUUCUUAUGCCAAGGCGUUAAUGCUUGCAAUCCUGUUAACAAAGGGUCUUAAUGGCGUUAACCGUUAGCCGUACAACGGCGAAAUAAAAUUAGCCGUGAUGCGUAAAAAUCGACAAAUUUGUACUCGUAAGUCGUAAAAGAAGUUAACCAUAGAAAGUUUUCCGGUAGCCGCAAUAGGAAGAAAUUAAAUUUAAAAGUCAUCACAUUGAGACCCCCCGGCUUAACAGGGCACAUCAACUUGGCGUGAUAUUUUGUCUUGUUUUGUUUUGUUUUUCACAUAAGAUACAUGCGAUAUUUGUUAGCAUACUGUACAGAGAACUUAUCUCAACGAUAGAGUAAGAACUUAAAGGAGAAAGCUUAUGGUCACUAAUAUAUUUGUAGAUAUUCUUCUACACAAAAAGUCAGGCAUACUGUCCAAAUUUUAGGUUUAUCAUGUAUGCCCUUAGGGUUUCCAUCUGAAAUAUUUUUAUGAUUGUUGGAUAUUUUUAACUUUUGCGACAAAUUGUGUCGUUAGCUACGAUAAUACAAGGAAACCUUCAGAAAAAGAAAUAUUGAUAUACAAUGAUCUGAAUAAACUAAGCAAAAUUGCAGCGUCAAGGAAUGAUACUGUUUUAUAUUUACAUUUGUAUCAGGCGCAAUUUAGUCAAAUCCUAAAGGCAUACCAUGUUGGUCGAUUCAUUCGUGAAAGCAAGAUUUCGUUUCAGCUUUAAUUUAAAGCUGUUUUUCUCUCUCAACGGCUCGUCAGCUAUCGCCAAUUGUUCCUAAUUUUCGUCAGUUGGCAAAAAAAAAAAUUUCGAAAAAGACUUUAAGCAAAUUUCAUACAAUUUCAGUGAAACAAAUGAUUAAAAAUCCUUGUUUUCGUUGUUUAUUGAAAAGUAAUAAACACUUUCUAACACUUGUGCAACGGUUUUUAAUUGACUCGCUUUUCUUUCGAUGUUCUUCAACAAUUGGAAUCCCUU